Molecule: messenger RNA, 1188 nt
Organism: Rattus norvegicus (Norway rat)
Lineage: Eukaryota; Metazoa; Chordata; Mammalia; Rodentia; Muridae
Gene: Insl3
Product: insulin-like 3
Cellular component (GO): extracellular region
Molecular function (GO): hormone activity
Source: RefSeq, a predicted model, not a curated record
CAGGGGAGCUGGUUCCGGGCAGAGGCAGUGCAAGGGGCAGAGGCCAAGGCUGGAGCUAGGCUGAACCAGCCCUGUGCACCCCAGGACAGUGCCUGCAGUCACCCACCACAGUCAGGAGGUAGAGGGACAGGAGAAGAACCAUUUAGACUUAUCCUCCCGUCUUCCAGCCUCAGUUUCCCUCUUUGACAAAACCAAGUCAUAAAUACCUCCUCCCAUCUCCUUCACAGCCCAAACUGCCUCCAACUUACAGCAAUUCUCCUGCCUCAGCUUUUUCACUGCUAGCAAGACUGUCAACCUUACAAAAGGGGAAGGGCACUUGGCUUGUUUUAAAUGUUGGGGGGCGGCUCCUGGCACAGUGCUGCACCUGGGAGAGGGACUUCAGGGUCCCAAGCUGGACACACAGCCCCUGACCGUGACCUGAGCCUCGACCUCCUCGGUGCUGCUCGUCGUGUUCCCUCCAAGGCCCAUGGGCGGCGCAAGGCGGCUAUAAGGAGCGUCCUUACCCGCUGCCUCCUGCCACCAUGCACGCACUGCUGCUACUGCUGCUCCUGGCUCUAGGGUCCGCGCUGCGCUCCCCGCAGCCCCCGGAGGCGCGCGCCAAGCUCUGUGGUCACCACCUGGUGCGUGCGCUGGUGCGGGUGUGCGGUGGCCCGCGUUGGUCACCCGAGGCCACGCAGCCUGUGGACACCCGCGACCGGACCUCACCCUUCCAUGGCCACAAACUGGGGUGCACAGGAGGCAAACAGGCACACAGAGUUGGAGGGGAGCUGCUGCAGUGGCUGGAGCAACGACAUCUCCUGCACGCGCUCGUGGCCGAUGCGGAUCCCGCGCUAGACCCGGACCCCGCGCUGGACCCGCAGCUUCCUCACCAGGCUUCUCAGCGCCAGCGCCGCAGUGUGGCCACCAACGCUGUGCACCGCUGCUGUCUCACUGGCUGCACCCAGCAAGACCUUUUGGGUCUGUGUCCCCACUGAAGGAUUGUAGGGCUCAGGUGGUGUGUGUCAAUUAUUCCCCACCUCACAGCUGUGCCAAUGAAACACCCCCGGAUUGCCUUGGAGGAUCCCUAGUUUAUUCAUAGAUCCCAGAAACCAAGGACCACAGGUCCUGUCCCCAGGGAGCCCCAUCAUGACCUGUGCCCACCUCCUCCCUGUGGGCCAACAGUCUAAAUAAAAAAGCAACUUGAUGUUU